AUGCACGCCAAGGCGGCCGCGACGGACGCCGCGACCGAGUCCCCCAAGCUCGGCGCGCUCGAGGACGUCAGGUUCGACAACCGCGUCCUGCGCGAGCUGCCCACCGAGCCGCUGCCUGAGAACCCGAUGGACAACGCGAAGCCGCGGCCCAUGGUGCGCGGGUUCUGCUUCUCCCGCGUGCCCAUCCAGCCGCUCCCGAACCCGCGCGUGGUGGCCGCCUCGCCCGACGCACUGGCCCUGUGCGGCAUCAGCAGCGACCAGGUGUCGCGGCCGGAGUUCGCCGAGGUCUUCUCCGGGUCCAAGCACCUCCAGGGCUCCACGCCAGCCGCCCACUGCUACUGCGGGUUCCAAUUCGGCAACUUCGCAGGUCAGCUCGGGGAUGGCGCCGCGAUGUACUUGGGCGAGGCGGUGCGCUCCGACGGGGAGAGGUGGGAGAUGCAACUCAAGGGGGCCGGAAUGACGCCGUACUCCCGCGCCGCAGACGGCCGCAAGGUCCUGCGCUCGAGCCUGCGCGAGUUCCUGUGCUCGGAGGCCAUGCACGGCCUGGGCAUUCCCACCACGCGCGCCGGCUGCGUCGUCGUCUCCGACGCCACGGUCGUCCGCGACGUGUUUUACAACGGUAACGCGCAGCGCGAGCCCUGCGCCGUGGUCCUGCGCAUCGCGCAGACCUUCCUGCGCUUCGGCUCCUUCGAGAUCUUCCGCAAGACCGACCCGCUCACGCAGCGCCAGGGCCCCUCGCACGGCCUCGAGCAGGACAUGAUGCCGCCGAUGCUUGACUUUGCAACCUUCGCGUACUUCCCAGAGGUGUUCGCGACGUUCUGCGGGGACGUCGGGAUCGGCGCGGACGUGCCGCGGGAGGAGCAGUACGCGCGCGUGAAGGCGCUCCCGACGGACGCGAAGCGGGAGAUGUACAAGGGCUUAGUCAGGGAGGUGUGUUUGCGGACGGCGCGGCUGGUCGCGGGGUGGCAGGCCGUGGGGUUCUGCCACGGCGUCCUCAACACGGACAACAUGAGCCUCACGGGCGUCACCAUCGACUACGGACCCUACGGAUUCCUCGACCGGUAUGAUCCGGCGCACAUCUGCAACUGGUCCGACGACGGCGGGCGGUACGACUACCGGUCGCAGCCCCGCCGCUGCUCGGAGAACCUCCUGAAGCUCGUCGACGCCCUGAAGCCGGUCGUCGGCGCCCUGGACUCACAGGUGUCCGCCUUCACGCAGGAAUACGACCGCGAGUACCUCAGGCGCAUGCGCGAGAAGCUCGGCCUGGUCUCCGAGUCCGCGGAGGUGGAGCUGCGCGAAGCGGACUCGAAGCUGAUCGAGCGCCUGUUUACUACGAUGGAGGCGACGGGCGCGGACUUCACGAACGCUUUCCGGGCGCUGAUGCUCGUCCCGACGCCCAAGAACGACGGCGGUGCCGCGAACGGCAACGGCGGCGGCGGCGGCGCGGGCGGCGUGCCCGCGGGGUGCGAGGCGGCGCUGGACGCGCUGAUGGCGACGCGCCUGUCGCUGCAGGACCUCAUCGCGGCCACGCAGCCGCGGAUCCCGGAGAAGAACCUGCAGAUGGUGCUCAUGGCCGUGCAGCGCGAUCCGAACAUCCUGUUCCAGCUCGGGAUCUCGAAGGAGACGCUGGAGGCGGAAAUGAACAAACAUGAGCGGGUGCGGGAGCUCGAGGCGACCAAAGCUGAGGACAGGGACCAGGCGGACCGCGCGCUGUGGUCCGCGUGGCUGCGGGAGUACUGGACGCGGCUGGAGAAGGAAGCCGGCGUGGGAGGCACGACGCACGAGGAGCGCUACGAGGCGAUGCGCGGGGCCAACCCGCGCGUGGUGCUGCGCAACCACCUCGCGCAGCACGCGAUCGACGCGGCGGAGCGCGGGGACUUCUCGGAGGCGCAGCGGCUGUUCGAGGUCCUGCGGAACCCGUACGCGGACCCGGCGGGGCCGGAGGGGGAGACGACGGUGGACGGGUCGCUGCGGUACGACAUGCCGCCGCCGCCCGAGGUGGAGAAGAAGUGCGUGAGCUGCUCGUCGUAG
Molecule: messenger RNA, 2031 nt
Organism: Pedinophyceae sp. YPF-701
Lineage: Eukaryota; Viridiplantae; Chlorophyta; Pedinophyceae
Source: the annotation of a GenBank genome assembly